AUGCCGGAUAUGCUGACUGUCGAGGUGGUCGAGACCGGUCCCAGCCGUGGCUCGGGCACCGGCGGCGCUACCAAGCCUGCCUUCCUGGCCGGCGGCGUGCGCGUUCUUGUCCCGGAGUACAUCACCACCGGCGAGCGCAUUGUCAUCCGCACUGAGACCAUGGAGUUCAACCGCCGUGCCACCGACUAA
This is a messenger RNA of Fonticula alba, 189 nucleotides long. RefSeq lists its product as hypothetical. Gene Ontology annotation, biological process: peptide biosynthetic process. Lineage: Eukaryota; Rotosphaerida; Fonticulaceae. The record is from RefSeq and is a predicted model, not a curated record. Bases 1 to 189 code for a protein of 62 amino acids. The transcript has a single exon. Gene Ontology annotation, cellular component: cytoplasm.